Messenger RNA from Myxocyprinus asiaticus (Chinese sucker), 1819 nucleotides. It is a transcript of the gene ccdc197, whose product is annotated as coiled-coil domain-containing protein 42 homolog. The transcript has 9 exons. Lineage: Eukaryota; Metazoa; Chordata; Actinopteri; Cypriniformes; Catostomidae. The record is from RefSeq and is a predicted model, not a curated record. The coding region runs from base 1 to 1086 and encodes 361 amino acids.
AUGGAGGUCUUGUCUUUUCCGCAUCUCAAACUGACAGUACAAAACAGAAAGAAAAACAUCUUUGUGACGCAGUUAGAUGAGUACAGUGAACGAAAGGAUGAGUGUAUAACCCAUCUUCCUGUAAUAAAAGAGUGUUCUAGUGUGAUUCUGGAGUCAGGUGUGAACACACUUCAGUCCACAUUACUCCUGAAGAAACAGAUGCAACUGGAGAAACUCAACAAACAACUGAUGGACAAGCACGAGGAGGUCAGAGGUCGCAUGCAGAUCCUGCAGCAGAAAAGAGCAGAAUUACAGCUCAGACAGCAGGAGACAAAACACAGGGCGGCACAGUUUGAGAAAUUUGUCGAGGAAAAUGAGGUAAAACGUCGCUGUGCCUUGAAAAAAUUUCAUAUGGAGAGACAACAGAACGAAUAUAAAGAAAAGGAGAAAGCUGAACUUUCUGCACAACUUGAACAAUUACAAGCAAGACGGCGUCAUUUAAAAGAGAAAGUGAAGAAAUAUAAGAUUUAUGAAGAGUUUCUGUUUAAGGUUCUUGAUUUACUUCCUGACAACUAUCUAGGGUCUGGACCAGACUUGGUGACGCCACUGAUGAGGCGUUUUGAGACUCUGUACAUCUCGCGGCAGGAUCUUCUGCAGAAGUUAUCUGGACUGACGGAGCAGCUGAAGAACGAACAGCAGAACCUGGAUGCUCUCAAACAACAACACAACACACACAAACUAAUGUCUCACCAGAAGUUAAAUGAGCUGCAGACACAGUUGGAUCACAUGAGAGAAAAGAACAAACAGCUGGAGAUGAUGACGCACCUGCACCAGGGCCAGUCCAGAGAGCAGGUGGAGGAAGUGGGGAACAUCCUGAUCGCAGUGAAGAAUCUGGCAGAACAGUGUUAUUUACAUCACUACGGCGCUCUAGAAGACAUGGACGUGUGCACUAUGAUGGAUAUGAUAAAAGAGUUCAUUGUAGAGAAAAGUGAUCUGGUGAAGAGAGCAAUGAGAUUGUCAGACUCGAGAACAGCAACAUCCAUGAGAAACACGUCCAGUAAAAUCCUUCUGAAGAGCUCCAGCAGACGUCUGAGACCAGACGUCUGAGUUCAGCCCGGAUUGUCAGAUAGAUCACACACAAACGACGUUCACACUGCAGCUGAAUGUGACCCAAAUCUGAUUUUCUGCUCAAAUAUGAUUUUUUAUGAAAUUUUUAAUUUAGCCCAUAUCCGUGUUUUGAAUCACAAUACACCAAACAUAAAGAAUCAAGAACACUUACUCAAACUGUGCUUCCCAAACAAAUAUGAAUAAAAACCAGCCACUUGUCCUCGCAACACAAACAUGAAUUUUUUUUUUUUAAUUAAAGAUUAAGAGGGCAAACCAUUUUUUAAAUUGUUUUUAAAUAACUUGCAUGGAGAAAUAGUUUAUAACAAAACCAGCAACAUCCAAUAAGAAAAUAAGAAUUGUGAAUUUUGAAUUCAUGGUGACUUUAAAAUGAAGAAAUUUGAUGUACUUGAGUUGCCCAGUCAGAGUCCUGAUCUCAAGCCUAUUGAACAUAUGAGGAGAGACCUCAAAAUUGCUGUUCAUCAUCGAUCCCCAACUAACUUGAUACAAGGAAUGGGCUAAUAUUGCUCCAUCACGUUGUGCAAACUUGAUAGAGAAUUAUUCCAAAAAGACUGAUGGUUGUAAUAACUGCAAAAGUUGAUUCAGCCAAGUAUUAAGGUAUUGGUUGAAUACUUGUUAAUUCUUGACAUUUUGGUUAUUGUUUUUAUUAUUAUUAUUAUUAUUAUUAUUUAAUGCUUAAUUUUUAUUUUAUGGGCUGCACUGUUGCAGAGUUCAG